AUGGGCGCCGAGACCUACAUCGGGUUCGAGCCCCCACCGCCCAAAGAGGACCUGGAAACCCUAACCCUCUCCGAUCACCACUCCCAAAUCCCCUCCAUUGAUCCCCCCUCCUACUCGCACGCCGUCGACGAUCCUUCAUCCUCAACUCCAAAGCGCUCUCAAUCCUCCGACUACCUCAAGAUCUCCGUCACCGAUCCGCGAAAAGAGCACGACAUCGCUCCUACAUCCCUCGUCCCUGGAUCUGCCACCUACGUGACCUACAUGAUCUCUUCAAGAACCCGUGAUCUCGCUGAAUUCAGAGUUCGCCGUCGGUUUCGAGAUUUCGUGACCCUAGCGGACCGCUUGGCCGAUUCUCACCGCGGGCUCUUCGUCCCGCCGCGGCCUGAUAAGAACACGGUCGAGAGCCAGAUGAUGCAGAAGCACGAGUUUGUAGAGCAGAGGAGGCUGCAGCUGGAGAAGUAUUUGUGGAGAUUGGCGGUUCAUCCGGUGGUUGGGAAGAGUGAGGAGCUUAGGGUUUUUCUUCGGGCGCAGGGGAAGCUGCCGCUGGUGGCGGUCCAGCCGGCGAAGGGAGGGAGGGAUCUGUUAAGGAUUUUUAAGGAGUUGAAGCAGUCGGUGACGAACGAUUGGGGAGGGGCGAGGCCGGCGGUGGUGGAGGAGGAUAAAGAGUUUUUGGAGAGGAAGGAGAAGGUUCAGGAGUUGGAGCAGCAGCUUUCUACCGCUUCUCAGCAGGCUGAAGCGCUAGUUAAAGCUCAACAGGAUGUUGAAGAAACAAUGGGACAGUUGGGAUUAUCUCUUAUCAAACUGGUAAAAUUUGAAAAUGAAGAGGCUGUAUAUAAUUCCCAGAGAAUCCGAGCUGCUGACGCAAAAUGCGUUGCAACAGCUGCUGUUAAAACUAGCAGACUCUACCGUGAACUGAACUCUCAGGCGGUCAAACAUCUGGAUAUUUUGCACGAGUAUCUUGGUGUCAUGUUGGCUGUUCGUGGUGCGUUUUCAGACCGCUCUAAUUCUUUAUUGACGGUUCAAACUCUCCUAUCAGAUCUCUCUUCGUUGCAUGCAAAGGCAGAAAAACUUGAAGUUGCAUCCUCAAAAAUAUUUGGAGGAGAUGAGUCCAGAAUCCGCAAAUUAGAGGAAAUAAGAAAAACAAUAAGAGCCACAGAAGAUGCUAAAACUUGUGCAAUCAGAGAGUAUGAAAAGAUUAAGGAGAACAACAGAUGUGAACUCGGGAGGCUUGACAUUGAAAAACAUGACGAUUUUCUGGGCAUGCUGAAAGGAUUUGUAACAAAUCAGGUUGCAUACUCGGAAAAGAUCGCCGAUGUAUGGUCGACAGUAGUAGAAGAGACAAAACAAUAUGCGAGAGAUACCGUUUAACCAGUCGUUUAUACUUGUGAAGAAGGCAGUACUCCGAAACUCUACUUACAUUUAAGUUGUAGUUUUUUCAUCAAGCAAAAUAUGUAUACUAACAGUUAGGAACUAAUCAGUGUACAUUAAAACAUUUUGGUGCAACUUCUGCCGUCCCUCUCUUCUCUUUUUCCAGUGGCUGUCGGUCUCAGUUUCUUUGUUUUUCUGGGUUAAUUGUGGAUAUAGUCUAUGUACUAUGGUGGACUUUCCCCUCGUGAAAUUCACAGAUGCUCUUUUUUUUUGGCCUA
Asparagus officinalis (garden asparagus) is the source of this 1646-nucleotide messenger RNA. RefSeq names its product sorting nexin 2B-like. The coding region runs from base 1 to 1368 and encodes 455 amino acids. The transcript is spliced from 6 exons. The record is from RefSeq and is a predicted model, not a curated record. Lineage: Eukaryota; Viridiplantae; Streptophyta; Magnoliopsida; Asparagales; Asparagaceae. Gene Ontology annotation, molecular function: phosphatidylinositol binding.